AUGCCACCACCAGCCCUCGUCCCCUGCCUCUCAUUCGACCACCCCUCUCACCCCAUAUCCCACCUCACACUCACCCUCGACGCCACCAUCCUCCGCUCCUGGCAUGACACCUCACCCUACGGCAUCUCCGACCCAAAGUACCCCUAUUACGCCCUCGAACUCCUCAUCUCCUCCUUCCACUCGACCCAUAACCGCAUCCUGGCACGGUACUCCGGCUCCCGCCUGAAGCGCGACGCCCUGUACCAGUUGAAAGGCCGCUUCUACAUCUCCGACCUACUCGACGCGAACGGGAACUCAAAUUCUUACUUACACAUCGAUGAAGCGGUCAGAUUUCAGGGGCCGGGAACUAUUAAGAGUUUUAGGAAGCCGAAGUUUGUGUUAGUGGCCGAGGUGCUGGAGUUGCGGUUAGGGAGGGAGAGGAGGGAGGAUGGGUAUACGGAGGAAGGGGAUAAGGUGGAGGUGCGGUGGAUGACGAGGGACACGUAUCGGAGGGAUAUGGUGUAUCAGCAGAGCUGUGCUUUGAGCCUAGAGGAGAGUGGGAAGGCGAGGAGGGAAAGAGAGGAGAAUGGUGAUGUGGUGGGGGAGUUGUGUUAUUUGGAGGGACGGAUGGAUGGCUUGGAUUAUAGACGGUUGGAUUGGGCCUGUACUGGGAUUAAAUUCUGUUAA
This is a messenger RNA of Hyaloscypha bicolor E, 666 nucleotides long. RefSeq lists its product as uncharacterized. The transcript has a single exon. The coding region runs from base 1 to 666 and encodes 221 amino acids. NCBI's taxonomy places the organism in Eukaryota, Fungi, Ascomycota, Leotiomycetes, Helotiales, Hyaloscyphaceae. The record is from RefSeq and is a predicted model, not a curated record.